This is a messenger RNA of Prunus mume (Japanese apricot), 1321 nucleotides long. RefSeq names its product inositol oxygenase 1. Gene Ontology annotation, biological process: inositol catabolic process. Gene Ontology annotation, molecular function: inositol oxygenase activity; iron ion binding. Lineage: Eukaryota; Viridiplantae; Streptophyta; Magnoliopsida; Rosales; Rosaceae. The record is from RefSeq and is a predicted model, not a curated record. Gene Ontology annotation, cellular component: cytoplasm.
GCAGCCUGAUUGAUGUUUUUCUCUGUUUCUGGUGCUUUUGUUUGCUUUCAGUCAUAUUUUAAUUGAUUGAGUUUUGGAGGCAAAAAUGACUAUCCUCAUUGAGCAGCCUGAUCAUCAGCUUGGGUCACAAAUGGAGGAGAAGAAGCUUUGUUCUGAAUCCAAUGAAACCUGUGAACUGGUUUUGGAUGGUGGGUUUGUGGUGCCCAAAGACAUCUCCAAAAAUAACGGAUGUGUGACACAAAAAAUUGCAGCAUCAAAUGAUGCCUUCAUUGCCCCUGAAAUUAACUCAUUUGGCCAGUCAUUCAGGGAUUACAAUGCAGAAAGUGAGAGGCAGAAAUCUGUGGAGGAAUUCUACAAGUCGAACCACAUCAAUCAAACAUUCGAUUUCGUGAAGAAGAUGAGGGAGGAGUAUAGCAAGUUGAACAGAGUGGAAAUGAGCAUAUGGGAAUGUUGUGAGCUCCUGAAUGAGGUUGUGGAUGACAGUGACCCUGACUUGGAUGAACCCCAAAUUGAGCAUUUGUUGCAAACAGCUGAAGCCAUCAGAAAAGACUAUCCUAAUGAAGAUUGGUUGCACUUGACUGCCCUUAUUCAUGAUCUUGGAAAAGUGCUUCUUCUUCCUAGCUUUGGAGAACUUCCUCAAUGGGCUGUUGUUGGAGACACACAUCCUCUUGGGUGCGCUUUUGAUGAAUCCAUUGUUCACCACAAGUAUUUCGAGGAAAAUCCGGACUACAACAAUGCUUCCUUUAACACUAUGUACGGGAUCUACUCAGAAGGAUGUGGACUGGACAAUGUCAUGGUAUCUUGGGGUCACGAUGACUACAUGUACUUGGUGGCUAAGGAAAAUGGAACAACUUUGCCUCAGGCUGGAUUGUUCAUCAUCCGGUAUCACUCGUUUUAUCCUUUACAUAGGGCAGGGGCUUAUAGACACCUUAUGAACAAGGAGGAUGAAGACAAUCUAAAGUGGCUUCAAGUGUUCAACAAAUAUGACCUCUACAGCAAGAGCAAAGUACGAGUUGAUGUCGAAAAAGUGAAGCCAUAUUAUUUAUCCCUCAUUGAGAAGUAUUUCCCAGCAAAGCUGAGAUGGUGAGCCAUGAGAGUUUUCAACAUGAUCAAUAUGUGUAGUAAGGAGAAGAUCAAGACUUCAUUUGUUCAGUGAUGUACAAACUGUUGGUUAAAGAAGAGGCGCCCUGCUCCCUCCAGCUACUUUUUGAUGAGUUGUAUUUUUUAUUUAUUUACAUGUUUUAAGAAAUGUAUUCUUGUGCUGCUGCGCUGCGCACACCAAAAUUCAUGAACGAAUUUCCCUAAGUUCCAUUCUCACUCA